CCCCAGUGGACUCGUCCCAGGUUCCUGCCCUUCCCCGUCCCUUCGCUCGGCUCCGAGAGGGAAGAACCGGAGCUGGGAGCCCGUCGGCGAUGAGCCACAUCUACAGCAGCCACCUCUCCCCCAUGGGCAGCCCCUCCAUGGUGUAUCUCCCGGCCGCCUUGAGCUUCUCCCCCAGCGGUGCCAUCUCCCGCCAGGACCCCCCGCAGAAGCCCCCUUACAGCUACAUCGCCCUCAUCGCCAUGGCCAUCAAAGAAGCUCCGGAGCAGAAGGUGACCCUCAGCGGCAUCUACCAGUUCAUCAUGGACCGUUUCCCCUUCUAUCACGACAACAAGCAGGGCUGGCAGAACAGCAUCCGCCACAACCUCUCCCUCAACGAUUGCUUCGUCAAGGUCCCCCGGGAGAAAGGACGGCCCGGCAAGGGCAGCUACUGGACCUUGGACCCCCGCUGCCUGGACAUGUUUGAGAACGGCAACUACCGUCGGAGGAAGAGGAAGCCCAAAGCCCCGGGGCCACCGGAGGCGAAAGGCGGCGCGGCCCCCGCCGACGGCGGGCAAGAGGGGCCGGCAGCCCGCCCCGACGAGCCCAAGAGGGCCAAGGGGAGCGCGGCGGCGGACUCGGGCGACGAAGGGGUCCCCAAACCGGGAGGGGGGGAAGCGGCCCCCUCCGGACCCCCGGCUUCCCCCGGAGCCCCCCGACCGCCCGCAGCCGCCGCCCCGCCGCACAAAAGCGGCCCGAGGGGUCGCAGCUUCAGCAUCGAGAGCAUCCUCGCCCAGGGGCUGCGGCAGCCCCCCCCCCCCCACCCCGGGGCAGCCCCCAAGGCGGCCCGGGAGAGCCCGGUCGGUUGCCUCGGCAGCUCCCUGGUCGCCAGCGGUGGCUUUGGGCCAGCCCUUAAUGCCUCCCUCAUAGCCCUAAAUCUUCACAUCUUCCGAGGCUUUUGCGCUGUUGCCACGUUGGCUAUGGCCAGCCAGCUUUCUGGUUUGCCCGACCGACUCUAUGUCAAGGCCAGUUUUCAUCUUUUUCACAUGUACUAA
Molecule: messenger RNA, 1031 nt
Organism: Calidris pugnax (ruff)
Lineage: Eukaryota; Metazoa; Chordata; Aves; Charadriiformes; Scolopacidae
Gene: FOXL1
Product: forkhead box L1
Exons: 2
Coding region: 90-1031 (313 amino acids)
Biological process (GO): anatomical structure morphogenesis; regulation of transcription by RNA polymerase II; cell differentiation
Molecular function (GO): DNA-binding transcription factor activity, RNA polymerase II-specific; RNA polymerase II cis-regulatory region sequence-specific DNA binding
Source: RefSeq, a predicted model, not a curated record